Messenger RNA from Vanrija pseudolonga, 390 nucleotides. RefSeq lists its product as uncharacterized. The record is from RefSeq and is a predicted model, not a curated record. Lineage: Eukaryota; Fungi; Basidiomycota; Tremellomycetes; Trichosporonales; Trichosporonaceae. Bases 1 to 390 code for a protein of 129 amino acids. The transcript is spliced from 2 exons.
AUGCUCUUCACUCAGACCUUUGCCAUCCUCGCCGCCGUCACCCCUGCCCUCGGCCUGCAGAUGUGGGACCGGUGCGACAACAAUAUCGGCGUAUGCGAUACGGUUGCUCACUGCAAUUACUACCACGGUAACGCCUCUCCGGGACUCUGCCCGGGACUUCCCAACAACGUUCAAUGCUGCUACGCCAAGUCGUGCUUUGACCCACGCGCUUGCCCCGUCAAGCCUAUCACAGGCCGUUGUCCGGGUGGCAGCAACAACCUUUACUGCCCCGGCUACAUGGCAUUCUGCAUGUCUCCCAAGGAGUGCGCUACAGCUGGCCCGGGUGCAACGGUGCUCAAUGGCUUCUGCCCCGGCGGGCAGGAUAACAAGCUGUGCAGGUGGAAGGCUUAG